GCGACCAUUCAGUCUGGCGUUAAACUAACAAUAUUCCAAAUGGUGGACAAGUGGUCCCAAGAUAAUGUCGGCAAAUGGCUGCAAAGCAUUAAUCUCAUAGAUUUUAAGGAAACAUUCAGAGAGCAGGAAAUUGAUGGGGAAACUCUUUUGGGACUCACAGAGAGGAUGAUAGAGAAGCUUUUUCCAGUCAUUAAGCUACAAGUGUUGUUCAUGAAGGAGCUCCAACAUUUAAAAAACUCUUCUACUUCAGAGCCUGUAACUGCAGCACCCUGUAAUGGACCAUGUGAUCAGCAAGGGCCACUGUCACAUGUGACCGAACCAUGGCCUGCAGUAUUCUGUUUACCAGACUUUCCACCAGAAUUAAAAGCUGCUCUGCUGAGAAAGGAUCCUGCCUUUAAAAAGAAGGAUAAAUCACAUUUGCGUGCACUGUUGAUUCAAGUGUUGUUUGACAACAUCACUAAACACACAUGGUAUCCCAGUCACAAAAUGUACGGAGACGUUCUGGGUACCCUGACAAUGAAAUAUCCUUUUUUAAAGGAUGGCAGCUCUUCUGGACAUGCAACACUAUUGGAAUGUUUGCGUAACAAAUUUAAGAAGGAGAGAAGGCCUCUUCUGAAUUCAGCUUUAGUGGAAGAGAUGAAAGUCAAAUAUGGCUCAAAGAAGAGGACCUCCGCCCAGAUGACUGACUGCCAUUCCUCUACUCAAAUGCUUGCCAAAAGGAGAGGACACCCUCCAUCAACAGUUCAGCCAGUGCCUAACUCUUCACAAGAGAGGUUUUAA
This is a messenger RNA of Engraulis encrasicolus (European anchovy), 780 nucleotides long. RefSeq names its product sterile alpha motif domain-containing protein 3-like. Gene Ontology annotation, molecular function: protein binding. NCBI's taxonomy places the organism in Eukaryota, Metazoa, Chordata, Actinopteri, Clupeiformes, Engraulidae. The coding region runs from base 40 to 780 and encodes 246 amino acids. The transcript has 9 exons. The record is from RefSeq and is a predicted model, not a curated record.